Armigeres subalbatus is the source of this 2875-nucleotide messenger RNA. Its product is annotated as Kv channel-interacting protein 1-like. The transcript is spliced from 7 exons. The record is from RefSeq and is a predicted model, not a curated record. Lineage: Eukaryota; Metazoa; Arthropoda; Insecta; Diptera; Culicidae. Gene Ontology annotation, molecular function: calcium ion binding. The coding region runs from base 1514 to 2134 and encodes 206 amino acids.
GUCGCGGUUAAGUUCACAUGAUGGUAUGGCAUUUGGAUUUGGAUUGCUGUCUGAAGGUUCUGAGCUGGCAAAGGCGUAAUCAGCCGUAAUAGAGGAUUAGAUCCCAUUGAGCUUUCAGUGGAUUAUCUCGUAGUUCAUACUUUGCGCGUAAUGGGGCGGAAAAACUAAAAUCGCUUUAACGAGAACGGUGGAGGGAAGAAUAUCGUAUACUGUGAAUGGUGAAAAGGGCGGCCAGGAGUUCUCCAUCGAUCACAAAGAAUCUCAGUGCUAUAUUCUCCUACGACCAUAUGAUAAUUGAAAAGAAAAGCCAAGUCUGUGUUCGUGUUUACCUACCGAAAGAAAAGUGUAUAAAUCUUAGCGAUAAGGAGUAGGAUUACGAUAUAGAAGGCUUCGAUUUAAUUAGCGUGAAGGUGUGGAAAAAAUAGUGCAGUAGAAUCAAGUGGGAAGAUAAGAGCUCAGGUGGUAAAAUAGUUUACAUUAUCAAGCGGAUUAGUGGGAAAUAAGCAGCCAGCAGAUUACCAACAAGCAAGGAAAAAAGACCCAAGGCUGGGAAAAUCUCAACGCCCCCCACUCUCGUGUUUCUUGUUACGUAGUGACACGCAAACCGCACACACCAAUGUGCAGUUCGGGCAACGACGCCUAGGUGCUUCAAUCAACUGUAUGGAUGUGUGUGUGUGGAUAGAAGGAUCUUCUUCUAUUACACAUAGCCCUCUUUACAGGCUCCCUCGCUCGCGCUUUCCUUCGGUAUCCUGCCCGCAGCCCGCCUAUCUCCGGUCGCAUUGAUAUUUCCACGUGUUUGUGGGCUGUUGUGUCGUGCCGGAGCUGUGAAGCUUGGUCGUCAUCAGUGCCAUAGGAAUAAAGCAUUGAUUGAAAGCACUGUUUCUCAUCGCGCUCGCUGCCUUCACAUUUGGAUCAGUCUCUUUUGGGUUACACCGAACAACUGUAUAGCGACACGAUAACGAUAUAUCCGAAAAGUGGACCCUUACAAGGCUCUUGAGCAUUGAAUCAUAGUGUGGCAUCCGAGGAAAAGCGAAACCAGACAGAGAUAAACUGUAUUCAUCAGCCAAUCAAUAUCAACAACCGUCAAUUCUCCAUCACAAGAACCACCAACACCUAAAUGCUCAAACCUUCAGUUGUCGAACCGCAGAAUUCGCUUCUGCUUGCCGGAAUCUCAAUCAACGCGUAACAACCAUCGUAACCACCGAAUGCCUACAUAGAGCCCAACGAACACAGAGUAACAAGAAUUGAAGAAUAACUUUUUGAACCCAUUAAACAAGCUUCCUCAUGUAGAAAGUUAACACAUUCGCCUACGCUCAUUUCAUACAGAAAUCAAGCAGCACCCAGAUAAUGCAAUCCUGCACAUGCACCGGCAGUAGCAGUGCAACCCUUUUCAUCGAAAAACUCAAUUAAACUCACCGGAAACAAACAGGAAUCGGUUGUUGGUGAGGGUGUUGGCAGCAAUAGUAGUUAGUUCUGACGGCAGAAACAGAGGGGCGAUCUAGUCAAUGCGAAAAUGGCAACCCCACCGGACAGCCCCAUCGAGGAGGUCGUGUAUGAGUUGGAACCAACUCGGGCGCCCAAGCCCAUCCCAGUGGCGCUAGAGGACCUCUGUAGGUUAACUAAGUUUACCCGCCAGGAGAUACGAGUCAUGUAUCGCGGCUUCAAAACGGAAUGUCCCGAUGGUGUGGUGCACGAGGAUAGCUUUAAGGACAUUUAUGCAAAAUUUUUCCCUCAUGGAAAUUCCAGCCUUUAUGCACACUAUGUGUUCAAAGCGUUUGAUGUUAAUUGUAAUGGAUCCAUUACUUUUCGGGAUCUUCUAGUAACUCUAUCAACACUGCUACGAGGCUCCGUAUACGAACGGUUACGAUGGACGUUCCGUCUGUACGACAUUAAUAAUGACGGCUGCAUCAGCCGAGCGGAGCUAGGCGAGAUCGUGAUGGCAGUACACGAGCUGAUGGGCCGGAGGCCCAACCACCCAGAGGACGAAGUAAAAGCACGGGAACAGGUGGACUGCGUUUUUCGGAAGCUGGACCUGAAUCAGGAUGGAAUCAUAACGAUGGAAGAGUUUCUGGAGGCCUGUCUCAAGGACGAUGUGGUUACAAAAUCUCUGCAAAUGUUCGACACCUGCCUUUGAUGACCGUCCUCCGACAGCGUGUUUGCUGCACCGAAGAAGGACUUGGACCGUUUUUCUUUGAUUCAUUUGUAGGCAGGAAAAUACUCAAGAUGAGAUUAGGUGCAUCAAGCAGAAUUAAGCAUAACAUUUACCGUGCUCGCUCAAAAAUGCAUUAUGACCUCGAUUCACUGAUACGUAUCUAUUUCGUUCACACACUUUGUUUUUCAAUAAUCAACCCAAAACAAAUGAUUAUACAAAAAUAUAAUUUUGAAAUUUCAUAUCAUGUUCCAUACAAAUCAAAGCAAUAUUAUGUUAUAAAUGAAUAAUAUAAUAUUGUAAAUAAAAUAACCGUAAAUAAUUUGGUAAGUUGUUUUGUGAUACAAUCCUUUUAAUGCUUUAUCAUGACAACAUUAAGAAUAGUGAAUAAAGUAUUAUAAAUGCCAUGUAACAGAUAACAGAAAAUGCAUAAAACUUAACAGACAUAACAAUAGAACUAGGAACAGUUGAAAAUUUUAGUCUAUAGAAAAACUUGAUGAGCUAAGCUUAUAACAUAGUGGUUGAUCAAAUUGAUAGCCAUGUAAAAGAACAUUCCAUCAGUACUUAGUUGGUACUGAGGUAAAAUAUUUAAAGUAGGUUUUAGAGCAAAACUGCAAACUUUAACAAAACAACGGAAUUUUAUUACUUUAUUUUUCGAAACUAGAUAAUAUAUUCUUAGUAACCAAGGAGUUAGUUGACAAUAGACAAUCGUUUUGACAAAAAUAA